CUGCUUCUAACACAUUGUCAAGUCACUAGUAACCUGAUGCUGCCUCAUAAUGCCUGUAUCAUUCGCUGCACUUCAUCUCAUCACACAGCCAUUUUAGCCUCUCCCUUCACCACAAGAAGAUGAGGCACAUUCUCCACCGAGGAAAAAGACGUUUGAUGUUUAGCUUGGUCCUCCUGGGACUCUCAUUACUCUUUAAACCCAGAGUCUUCCUCAAGCCCCAUACCUCCAGACUUCCUCCAGCCUGGCCACAUGCUCCCCAUGAUUCAAUCUUCUGCCUCACUGGCUUUCUUCAUGUUCCGCAGAUCCACCUAAUUAUUCUACCCUUUGCUAUUUGUGCCUGUUCUACUGGAGUAUUUCUUUCUGCUUGGAACAAACCUUAGUUUGGUUGGCUUCUACUUGAAUGCAGCGAUCAUGUAAAUUAGAGAAAGGAGAUAAAAAUAACUUCUGAACUAUUCUUCUCAUGUGAUGUUUAUUCUGGAUGAAGCACUAAGAUCGCUCAUAGAGGUGUAUCACUGUAAUUUGCUGCCAGAAGUGUUUUCUUCCAAAAGGCAAUAACUUCAAGCUCUUCUGGCGGAUACAGAGUUUUGCUGCAAGGAAAUUACAGCUGGCGAUGGACUGUCAUUCUUUUGACUUCUAGAUUCCUGGCCAAGAGCUGUUUCCUAAGAAGCGCUGCUUCCUAAGAAGCCUGGGUGGCCACCGUGCCCCACGUAGGCAGAGCCCGGGGGCCCUGGGCACAGUGCACUGAGUUUGCUGGCAGCCGGCCCACCUGAAGGUCAGGAACAGCGUCCUGGGACUGCACAACAAUGGUAGAAAGAUGGCUCUGUUGAGAUGAGCUCUUAAUUAAUGCACUGAGAGCUUAGGAGUCCCACCUCUCAACAGGAAUGAUUGACGUCCAAGGAUACAUAAAUUACACUAAUUGAGCUCCGUCUCUAUACAGGCUUUCCACAGCCAACUCAUCAGAGAAGCUAGGUUUAUAAGACCAGCACCGUCUUUCUUAGCAACUCUAAUGAGCAAUCUGAUACAAAAUUGAAGGAAGAUACACCAUUUUGAGUCCCUGCUCUUCUAAGACAAACUGAUUUAGAAGUUUGGUGCAAUCAAGACAACUAAACGCCGCUUUAAAGAAGAAGAGAAGAGAGGCCAAUGCAAGUUGACCCGUGAGUGUAAUCUGUGCCGACCAGGACUGAUGUGCACCCAGAAGGAAUGAAGUAUGGAUGUGAAAGAACGUAGGCCUUACUGCUCGCUGACCAAGAGCAGACGAGAAAAAGAACGGCGUUAUACAAAUUCCUCAGCAGACAAUGAGGAGUGUAGGGUCCCCACGCAGAAGUCAUACAGUUCCAGUGAAACCUUGAAAGCUUUUGAUCAUGAUUCUUCACGGCUGCUUUAUGGAAACAGAGUAAAGGAUUUGGUUCACAGAGAAGCAGACGAAUACAGCAGACAAGGACAGAAUUUUACCCUAAGGCAGUUAGGAGUUUGUGAACCAGCAACUCGAAGAGGACUUGUGUUUUGUGCGGAAAUGGGGCUCCCCCACAGAGGUUACUCUAUCAGUGCAGGGUCAGAUGCUGAUACUGAAAAUGAAGCAGUGAUGUCCCCAGAGCAUGCCAUGAGACUUUGGGGCAGGGGGGUCAAAUCAGGCCGCAGCUCCUGCCUGUCAAGCCGGUCCAACUCAGCCCUCACCCUGACAGAUACGGAGCACGAAAACAAGUCAGACAGUGAGAAUGAGCAACCUGCAAACAACCAAGGCCAGCCCACCCUUCCGCCUCUGCCACCACCUCAUAAGCAGCACCCCGCACAGCACCAUCCGUCCAUCACUUCUCUCAACAGAAACUCCCUGACCAAUAGAAGGAACCAGAGUCCGGCCCCGCCGGCUGCUUUGCCCGCCGAGCUGCAAACCACACCCGAGUCCGUCCAGCUGCAGGACAGCUGGGUCCUUGGCAGUAAUGUACCACUGGAAAGCAGGCAUUUCCUAUUCAAAACAGGAACAGGGACAACGCCACUGUUCAGCACUGCAACCCCAGGAUACACAAUGGCAUCUGGCUCUGUUUAUUCGCCGCCUACUCGGCCACUACCUAGAAACACCCUGUCAAGAAGUGCUUUUAAAUUCAAGAAGUCUUCAAAGUACUGUAGCUGGAAAUGCACCGCCCUGUGUGCUGUAGGGGUCUCCGUGCUCCUGGCAAUCCUCCUAUCGUAUUUUAUAGCGAUGCAUCUCUUUGGCCUCAACUGGCAGCUGCAGCAGCCCGAAAACGACACAUUUGAGAACGGAAAAGUGAAUUCUGAGGCGGCGCCGACAAACACUGUGUCAUUACCUUCUGGCGACAAUGGAAAAUUAGGUGGAUUUACACAAGAAAAUAACACCAUAGAUUCUGGAGAACUUGAUAUUGGCCGAAGGGCAAUUCAAGAGGUUCCUCCUGGGAUUUUCUGGAGAUCGCAGCUCUUUAUUGAUCAGCCACAGUUUCUGAAAUUCAAUAUCUCUCUUCAGAAGGAUGCAUUGAUUGGAGUAUAUGGCCGAAAAGGCUUACCACCUUCCCAUACUCAGUAUGACUUUGUUGAGCUCCUGGACGGCAGCAGACUGAUUGCAAGAGAGCAGCGGAACCUGCUUGAGCCCGAAAGAGCAGGGAGACAGGCGAGAUCCGUCAGUCUGCACGAGGCUGGCUUUAUCCAGUACUUGGAUUCUGGAAUCUGGCAUCUGGCUUUUUACAAUGAUGGGAAAAAUACGGAGCAGGUGUCUUUUAAUACCAUCGUCAUAGAGUCUGUGGUGGAAUGCCCCCGCAAUUGCCAUGGAAAUGGAGAGUGUGUUUCUGGAACUUGCCAUUGUUUUCCAGGAUUUUUAGGUCCGGAUUGUUCAAGAGCAGCCUGUCCUGUGUUGUGCAGCGGCAACGGACAGUACUCCAAAGGCCGCUGCCUCUGUUUCAGCGGCUGGAAGGGCACCGAGUGCGAUGUGCCCACUACGCAGUGCAUUGACCCUCAGUGCGGGGGGCGUGGGAUUUGCAUCAUGGGCUCUUGCGCCUGCAACUCGGGAUACAAAGGAGAGAAUUGCGAAGAAGCUGACUGUCUAGACCCUGGAUGUUCCAAUCACGGUGUGUGUAUCCAUGGGGAAUGUCACUGCAAUCCAGGAUGGGGUGGUAACAAUUGUGAAAUACUGAAGACCAUGUGUCCAGACCAGUGCUCUGGUCAUGGGACGUAUCUUCAAGAAAGUGGCUCCUGUACCUGUGACCCUAAUUGGACUGGCCCAGACUGCUCAAAUGAAAUCUGUUCCGUGGACUGCGGCUCGCACGGGGUGUGCAUGGGGGGCACCUGUCGCUGUGAAGAGGGCUGGACGGGCGCAGCCUGCAGUCAGAGAGCCUGCCACCCGCGCUGCGCCGAGCACGGCACGUGCAAGGAUGGCAAGUGCGAAUGCAGCCAGGGCUGGAACGGCGAGCACUGCACCAUCGCUCACUAUUUGGAUAAGAUAGUUAAAGCAGACAAGAUAGGAUAUAAAGAGGGUUGUCCUGGUCUGUGUAACAGUAAUGGGAGAUGCACGCUGGACCAAAACGGCUGGCAUUGUGUCUGCCAGCCAGGGUGGAGAGGAGCGGGAUGUGACGUGGCCAUGGAGACUCUCUGCACAGACAGUAAGGACAACGAAGGAGAUGGGCUCGUUGACUGUAUGGAUCCUGAUUGCUGUUUACAGAGUUCCUGCCAAAACCAGCCUUACUGCCAUGGACUGCCUGACCCUCAGGAUGUCAUCAGCCAAAGCUUACAGUCCCCCCCGCAGCAGGCUGCCAAGUCCUUCUAUGAUCGAAUCAGCUUUCUCAUAGGGUCUGACAGCACCCAUGUCCUACCUGGAGAAAGUCCUUUCAAUAAGAGCCUUGCAUCCGUCAUCAGAGGCCAAGUACUAACUGCUGAUGGAACUCCUCUCAUUGGAGUAAAUGUCUCGUUUUUCCAUUACCCAGAAUAUGGAUAUACUAUUACCCGCCAGGAUGGAAUGUUUGACCUGGUGGCAAAUGGAGGGGCUUCCCUGACUUUGGUAUUUGAACGAUCCCCAUUCCUCACUCAGUAUCAUACGGUGUGGAUUCCGUGGAAUGUCUUUUAUGUGAUGGAUACCCUAGUCAUGAAGAAGGAAGAGAAUGACAUUCCCAGCUGUGAUCUGAGUGGAUUUGUGAGGCCAAAUCCUAUCAUCGUGUCCUCUCCUUUAUCCACCUUUUUCAGAUCAUCUCCUGAAGACAGCCCUAUUAUUCCCGAAACACAGGUACUCCAUGAAGAAACUACAAUUCCAGGAACAGAUCUGAAACUUUCCUACUUGAGUUCCAGAGCUGCAGGCUAUAAGUCAGUUCUCAAGAUCACCAUGACCCAGUCUAUUAUACCAUUUAAUUUAAUGAAGGUUCACCUUAUGGUGGCUGUCGUCGGAAGACUCUUUCAGAAGUGGUUUCCUGCCUCGCCAAACUUGGCCUAUACUUUUAUAUGGGAUAAAACAGAUGCAUAUAAUCAAAAGGUCUAUGGUCUAUCUGAAGCUGUUGUUUCAGUUGGAUAUGAAUACGAGUCCUGUCUGGACUUGACUCUGUGGGAAAAGAGGACCGCCAUUUUACAAGGCUAUGAAUUAGACGCUUCCAACAUGGGUGGUUGGACAUUAGAUAAACAUCAUGUGUUGGACGUUCAGAAUGGUAUACUGUACAAGGGAAAUGGGGAGAACCAGUUUAUCUCCCAACAGCCUCCGGUCGUCAGUAGCAUCAUGGGCAACGGCCGCAGGCGCAGCAUCUCAUGCCCGAGCUGCAAUGGUCAAGCCGAUGGCAAUAAACUAUUGGCUCCAGUCGCGUUAGCUUGUGGGAUCGAUGGCAGUCUGUAUGUAGGGGAUUUCAACUACGUUCGCCGAAUAUUCCCUUCUGGAAACGUAACAAGCGUUUUGGAACUCAGAAAUAAAGAUUUUAGACAUAGCAGCAACCCAGCUCAUAGAUACUACCUUGCGACUGAUCCCGUCACAGGAAAUCUGUAUGUUUCUGACACUAACACCCGCAGAAUUUAUCGCCCAAAGUCACUGACGGGUACAAAAGACUUGACUAAAAAUGCUGAAGUGGUUGCAGGGACGGGGGAGCAGUGCCUUCCAUUUGAUGAAGCCAGAUGUGGAGACGGAGGGAAGGCUGUGGAGGCGACACUCAUGAGUCCCAAAGGAAUGGCAAUUGAUAAGAAUGGAUUAAUCUACUUUGUUGAUGGAACCAUGAUCAGAAAAGUUGAUCAAAACGGGAUCAUAUCAACUCUCCUGGGCUCUAACGAUCUGACUUCAGCCAGACCCUUAACUUGUGACACCAGCAUGCACAUCAGCCAGGUACGUCUGGAAUGGCCCACUGACCUCGCCAUUAACCCCAUGGACAACUCCAUUUACGUCCUGGAUAAUAACGUAGUUCUGCAGAUCACUGAGAAUCGCCAAGUGCGCAUUGCUGCGGGACGGCCCAUGCACUGCCAAGUUCCAGGCGUGGAAUAUUCUGUGGGGAAGCACGCGGUUCAGACAACUCUGGAAUCGGCGACCGCCAUCGCGGUGUCGUACAGUGGGGUCCUGUACAUUACUGAAACCGAUGAGAAGAAGAUUAACCGAAUCCGGCAGGUCACCACAGACGGGGAGAUCUCCCUGGUGGCGGGAAUACCCUCAGAGUGUGACUGCAAAAACGACGCCAACUGUGACUGUUACCAGAGUGGAGAUGGCUACGCCAAAGACGCCAAGCUCAGCGCACCGUCCUCCCUGGCCGCUUCCCCGGAUGGCACCCUGUAUAUCGCGGACCUGGGGAAUAUCCGGAUCCGGGCCGUGUCCAAGAACAAGCCUUUCCUUAACUCCAUGAACUUUUAUGAAGUUGCCUCCCCAACUGACCAGGAACUCUAUAUCUUUGACAUCAAUGGCACCCACCAGUAUACUGUAAGUUUGGUCACUGGUGAUUACCUGUACAAUUUUAGCUACAGCAACGAUAACGAUAUUACUGCUGUGACAGACAGCAAUGGCAACACCCUCAGGAUUAGACGGGACCCGAAUCGGAUGCCAGUUCGGGUGGUGUCUCCAGAUAACCAAGUGAUAUGGUUGACGAUAGGAACCAAUGGAUGUUUGAAAAGCAUGACUGCCCAAGGACUAGAAUUAGUUUUGUUUACGUACCAUGGCAACAGUGGCCUGUUAGCCACAAAAAGUGAUGAAACUGGGUGGACAACGUUUUUUGACUAUGACAGCGAAGGUCGCCUGACCAAUGUUACCUUUCCAACGGGAGUGGUCACAAACCUCCAUGGAGACAUGGACAAGGCCAUCACGGUGGACAUUGAGUCAUCCAGCCGCGAAGAAGAUGUCAGCAUCACCUCAAACCUGUCUUCAAUCGACUCCUUCUACACCAUGGUUCAAGAUCAGUUACGCAACAGCUACCAGAUCGGGUACGACGGCUCCCUUCGAAUCAUCUACGCCAGCGGCCUGGAUUCGCACUACCAGACGGAGCCGCAUGUCCUGGCCGGCACGGCGAAUCCCACCGUUGCCAAGAGAAACAUGAGCCUUCCUGGAGAAAACGGGCAAAAUUUGGUGGAGUGGAGGUUCCGAAAAGAGCAAGCCCAAGGAAGAGUCAACGUCUUUGGUCGAAAGCUUAGGGUUAAUGGCAGAAACCUCCUUUCCGUUGACUUUGAUCGAACAACAAAGACAGAAAAGAUCUAUGAUGACCACCGUAAAUUCCUGCUGAGGAUCGCCUACGACACGUCGGGACACCCAACUCUGUGGUUGCCCAGCAGCAAGCUGAUGGCCGUCAACGUCACCUACUCAUCCACUGGUCAAAUUGCCAGCGUCCAGCGGGGAACCACUAGCGAGAAAGUGGAUUAUGACGGCCAGGGGAGGAUCGUGUCUCGGGUCUUCGCUGACGGCAAAACGUGGAGUUACACCUACUUAGAAAAGUCCAUGGUUCUCCUGCUCCACAGCCAGAGGCAGUACAUCUUCGAAUAUGACAUGUGGGACCGGCUGUCUGCCAUCACCAUGCCGAGCGUGGCUCGCCACACCAUGCAGACCAUCCGGUCCAUUGGCUACUACCGCAACAUAUACAACCCCCCAGAAAGCAACGCCUCCGUCAUCACGGACUACAAUGAGGAAGGGCUCCUUCUGCAAACGGCCUUCCUGGGUACGAGUCGGAGGGUCUUGUUCAAGUACAGAAGGCAGACCAGGCUCUCGGAAAUUUUAUAUGAUAGCACGAGAGUCAGCUUUACCUACGAUGAAACAGCGGGCGUCCUGAAAACCGUAAACCUCCAGAGUGAUGGUUUUAUUUGCACCAUUAGAUACAGGCAGAUUGGUCCCCUGAUUGACAGGCAGAUUUUCCGCUUCAGCGAAGAUGGGAUGGUAAAUGCGAGAUUUGACUAUAGCUAUGACAACAGCUUUCGAGUGACCAGCAUGCAGGGUGUCAUCAACGAGACGCCACUGCCCAUUGAUCUCUAUCAGUUUGAUGACAUUUCUGGCAAAGUUGAGCAGUUCGGAAAAUUUGGAGUUAUAUAUUACGACAUUAACCAGAUCAUCUCCACGGCCGUAAUGACGUACACAAAGCACUUUGACGCCCACGGCCGCAUCAAGGAAAUUCAGUAUGAGAUAUUCAGAUCACUCAUGUACUGGAUUACGAUUCAAUAUGAUAACAUGGGUCGGGUGACCAAAAGAGAAAUUAAAAUAGGGCCCUUUGCCAACACUACCAAGUAUGCUUACGAGUAUGAUGUUGAUGGGCAGCUCCAGACAGUUUAUCUGAAUGAAAAGAUCAUGUGGCGUUACAACUAUGACCUGAAUGGAAACCUCCAUCUGCUGAACCCGAGCAGCAGUGCACGUCUGACGCCUCUUCGCUAUGACCUGCGAGACAGAAUCACUCGACUGGGGGACGUCCAGUACCGGCUGGAUGAAGACGGGUUCCUGCGUCAACGAGGCACAGAGAUCUUCGAGUACAGCUCCAAGGGGCUUCUGACUCGAGUUUACAGCAAAGGCAGCGGCUGGACAGUGAUCUAUCGCUACGAUGGCCUGGGAAGGCGUGUAUCUAGCAAAACCAGUCUGGGACAGCACCUGCAGUUUUUUUAUGCGGACUUAACCUAUCCCACUAGGAUCACUCACGUCUACAACCAUUCCAGCUCAGAAAUUACUUCUCUCUAUUAUGAUCUCCAAGGACAUCUUUUUGCCAUGGAAAUCAGCAGUGGGGAUGAAUUCUACAUUGCGUCAGAUAACACAGGGACACCCUUGGCCGUUUUCAGUAGCAAUGGGCUUAUGCUAAAACAGAUCCAGUACACUGCAUAUGGUGAAAUCUAUUUUGAUUCCAAUAUUGACUUUCAGCUGGUAAUUGGAUUUCAUGGUGGCUUAUAUGACCCACUCACAAAAUUAAUCCACUUUGGGGAAAGAGAUUAUGAUAUUUUGGCAGGACGCUGGACGACGCCUGACAUAGAAAUCUGGAAAAGAAUUGGGAAGGACCCAGCUCCUUUUAACCUCUACAUGUUUAGGAAUAACAACCCUGCAAGCAAAAUCCAUGAUGUGAAAGAUUACAUCACAGAUGUUAACAGCUGGCUGGUGACAUUUGGCUUCCAUUUGCACAAUGCUAUUCCUGGAUUCCCCGUGCCCAAAUUUGAUUUAACGGAGCCUUCUUACGAACUUGUGAAGAGUCAGCAGUGGGAGGAUGUGCCGCCCAUUUUCGGAGUUCAGCAACAAGUGGCGAGGCAGGCCAAGGCCUUCCUGUCCCUGGGGAAGAUGGCAGAGGUCCAGGUGAGCAGGCGCAAGGGCGGCGGCGCGCCCUCGUGGCUGUGGUUCGCCACGGUCAAGUCGCUGAUCGGCAAGGGCGUCAUGCUGGCCGUCAGCCAGGGCCGCGUGCAGACCAACGUGCUCAACAUCGCCAACGAGGACUGCAUCAAGGUGGCGGCCGUGCUCAACAACGCCUUCUACCUGGAGAACCUGCACUUCACCAUCGAGGGCAAGGACACGCACUACUUCAUCAAGACCACCACGCCCGAGAGCGACCUGGGCACGCUGCGGCUGACGAGCGGCCGCAAGGCCCUGGAGAACGGCAUCAACGUGACCGUGUCGCAGUCCACGACCGUGGUCAACGGCAGGACUCGCAGGUUCGCCGACGUGGAGAUGCAGUUCGGCGCGCUGGCGCUGCACGUGCGCUACGGCAUGACCCUGGACGAGGAGAAGGCGCGCAUCCUGGAGCAGGCGCGGCAGCGCGCGCUCGCCCGGGCCUGGGCGCGCGAGCAGCAGCGCGUGCGCGACGGCGAGGAGGGCGCGCGCCUCUGGACGGAGGGCGAGAAGCGGCAGCUGCUGAGCGCCGGCAAGGUGCAGGGCUACGACGGGUACUACGUACUCUCGGUGGAGCAGUACCCCGAGCUGGCCGACAGCGCCAACAACAUCCAGUUCCUCCGACAAAGCGAGAUCGGCAAGAGGUAACCCCCCGGGCCCGGCUGCCGGGGACGGACGGCGGCCACCCCCGCGCUGGGAGGCGGACCCAGCAGCGGGUGUCGCUGCGUUUCUCUCGAGCCUACACCGCACCUCUGCUCGGAUUUUUCUGUAGCACAAUCCGAAUCGGACUCUCCGACACAGGAGAGCCUUCCAGGAGAAUGAUACUGCUAUUAAAAAAAAAAAAAAAAAAAAAAAUCCCCCCC
Molecule: messenger RNA, 9591 nt
Organism: Neofelis nebulosa (Clouded leopard)
Lineage: Eukaryota; Metazoa; Chordata; Mammalia; Carnivora; Felidae
Gene: TENM3
Product: teneurin transmembrane protein 3
Exons: 40
Coding region: 1208-9376 (2722 amino acids)
Biological process (GO): signal transduction; neuron development; heterophilic cell-cell adhesion
Cellular component (GO): membrane; neuron projection
Molecular function (GO): protein heterodimerization activity; cell adhesion molecule binding; protein homodimerization activity
Source: RefSeq, a predicted model, not a curated record